AUGGCGCCAUCACGUUCCGUUCUUCAAAGCAUGCAUGCCACCGAGUCGUUACAGUGUCGGUGGCCCUCUCAGUAGGCAACGAGCAUCGAGCGAAACAGGUCGCGCCGGUCGGUGUCUGAAUUGUAUAUUUUCCUCCCCGAGACGUGAAGCCGAUUUUCCUUUCCGACGUGAUAGUUUUUGUUUUCACCAUUCACACACACUCGCGAUUGUCCUUUCCUUGCGAUAUUUGUUGUAGCACGCGCAGGUUCCCCCGACAACGACGACAACGUGAUUCGAGUCCUCGAGACGUAAACAAAAAUGAGUGUGUCUAUCGCUGGUGGUUUGAUGCGUAUGUAACCUAUCGGAAAGGAUUCUUCUGGCGCACCAAGCAGGAAGUGGUGAUUCAUAGCGUGAAAGCUGUUUUUACAGAAGCAAAUUUGAAAUUUGAUGUUGUUUCAUUCAUGUGUAUACCGGUGAUAUGUGCAAUCAAGUAAAUUGUGUGCGGUUCCAGUGUUGAUAGAGUGCAAAUUGAACCUAUAUGUUAAUCAGUAGGGUCACUACCAAAUACACACAUCACCCUAUCUGACAGUGGUCGCGAAGAAGUGAACUGGGGACUAGUCUGAUGCUCGAUUCCAUCGAACACGGUUGCCGUGAUAGUUCCGAUAUAAAGCGAACCCGGAAUGGGUGUGGAACUGCUAGUGACAUUCCCAGCAGUGCUUUUACUAGUGGUAAUUGCGCCGCCUUCUGCUCUGAGCUGUGCCGGUAUAGCAACGAACGAAGUACAUGUGGACUGCCAAGAGGAUACGAAACAACUGGUCGCCAACAAAGUGAUGCAAUCAACCCCCGCCAUGACGGAGUUCUACAAGGAACAUGAAGUGACCGAGACGGACUCCCGGCUUGCCUUGCAACAGUUGGAUUUGAACGAGAUCAGCAAGGUACCGGCCUGGUGCGACGGAUGCGGUAUUGAUAAGAUUCACUUCUGCCGGUCGGCGGCCUUUAUCAACGAUCAUUGUUGCUGCGAACAUCGUCACGCAAAGGAGAAACUGCCAUGGAUACCUCAUACCUGCUAUCUGGGCAACGAACGAUGUCAACCUAACACCAGUUCCUGCAGUAAAUACCGGGAGAUACGGGAGUGCUGCUGUGAUCGUAUACUCAUCGCAGAAUAUCUGGCGAAAUUCUCCACGGGGAGUCCCACCUGCAGUCGUUUGCACAUGGCCGGAUGGACUAUCUCACUGCUGCUGACAGUGAUUUCGACAGUUUCCCAACUCAGCUAGCUAGUACCGCGGAGUAGUGGAGUCUGAACCUGUGCGAACCACCUCACCAAAGAGCGAUAGAUGCCGUGCCGUACUACCUACUUCUACCUGUUGAUCUGUGGAGCGAAACUCCAACCGAAAUGGUUCAAAACUAUCGCGUUACAACGCAUGAUGUGGCAUACUACUUAUACCGAACAUUUAUAAAUAAUUUUAGGCAACCGAGCAGCAAAGUUAAUAUUCGAACAAAAGAAAAACAAUCAAUUGUGCCGUACUAGCCUGCGACUUCGACUGCAUACUUAAAAUAAUUAAGGCUGUGGCAGUUUCUAGUGUCGUUACGCGGGAGAAAAAAGUGCUGUAGAAAUCAAAGAAGAUGUAUUUAUGAUUUAUAUGAUUAGGUAUUUUAUUAGAGUAUUGAGUUGUAUUUGAGUUGAUCUAAUAUGUACAUUAAGCUGAAAAAUAUUCCACUUCGCAUUAUGUAUUUUAAAACGAGUAAAUAAAUUCAUAUGAGAAAAAACAA
Messenger RNA from Aedes albopictus (Asian tiger mosquito), 1749 nucleotides. RefSeq lists its product as uncharacterized. NCBI's taxonomy places the organism in Eukaryota, Metazoa, Arthropoda, Insecta, Diptera, Culicidae. Bases 660 to 1253 code for a protein of 197 amino acids. The transcript is spliced from 4 exons. The record is from RefSeq and is a predicted model, not a curated record.